AUGAUAUCAUCAGGUAUUAAUAUAAAUCAAAUGACUCCAAUUGUUGAUAUUAUUUUUCCUGAACAAGCUUCUCUUAAUCAACGUCAUUUGUCAACAAAUGAUCUUAAAACAUCAUUUGAUCGAUUUCUCUUAUGGAAUAAUAAUUAUAACAAGGAUAAUUCAGCAUCAUCCUUUUGUGGUGAAGUUACAAAUGAUUCAACAUCAUUUAUUACUCGACGUCAAUCAACAGCACAUACUUCAUUACGAGAUAUUCAGCAUCAUAAUCAACAACUACAUUUUCAUCGUCCAUCGCUUGUAAUUCGACCACAUAUUACAGCAUCACCAAUACGUUUACCAUCACCUACAACACUGCAUGAUUUCAUUUAUAAUUUCAUAUAG
This is a messenger RNA of Adineta steineri, 378 nucleotides long. Lineage: Eukaryota; Metazoa; Rotifera; Eurotatoria; Adinetida; Adinetidae. The record is from the annotation of a GenBank genome assembly.